AUGACAAACGUUGUGAACAACGUCGUUCCUGUAACGAAAGAGAGUUUCUCCCUUCUUCUGCGCGAAAGAAAAUUGCAAAGACAGUUAACCGAAGCCAACGCAAGUGAAGUCGGUCCCGUUAAAAAUGCAGUUCACGGUGAUAAAAAUGAAAAGGAUAUUAUAGGAAAAGCAGCUAAAAAACUCCCCAAGGGAUGCACCGAGCCAGAUAUCAACAAGGAUUCAAAGAAAGAAGCAUUGUUAAAUAACGUGGACAUCUCCGGAAAAGUUCGACUAAGUCAAAAGGAAGCAUUCAUCGCAUGUUACCAUUCCUUUAAUUGUAUGAAGAUAGAUUACUAUAAAAUGAUUGAGUAUUUAAAAAAGUGGUUUUAUAAGCGUACCUUAAAAUGUGGAAUACCGAACGAGACGGUGAUUAAUCUCUGGGAAGGAUACAGCACGGGACUAUUUGAUGAUCUGAAUGAGAUGGAAGAAUUCUGCAUCGAAAGCAUCUACGAUUUUGUAGAAAAUGCAACGAGUGGAAGCCUCACCAGGGCCGAAUAUGAUGAAUUCACUAAUAACCUUAGAAAUAUAUGCAGACGUUUCACAAAAAUAACGGAAAAGAAAUUGUAA
Messenger RNA from Plasmodium inui San Antonio 1, 606 nucleotides. RefSeq lists its product as hypothetical. The record is from RefSeq and is a predicted model, not a curated record. NCBI's taxonomy places the organism in Eukaryota, Apicomplexa, Aconoidasida, Haemosporida, Plasmodiidae. The transcript has 2 exons. The coding region runs from base 1 to 606 and encodes 201 amino acids.